Messenger RNA from Dromiciops gliroides (monito del monte), 3041 nucleotides. It is a transcript of the gene P2RY13, whose product is annotated as purinergic receptor P2Y13. Gene Ontology annotation, biological process: G protein-coupled receptor signaling pathway; negative regulation of adenylate cyclase activity. The transcript is spliced from 2 exons. Gene Ontology annotation, cellular component: membrane. Bases 131 to 1153 code for a protein of 340 amino acids. The record is from RefSeq and is a predicted model, not a curated record. Lineage: Eukaryota; Metazoa; Chordata; Mammalia; Microbiotheria; Microbiotheriidae. Gene Ontology annotation, molecular function: G protein-coupled purinergic nucleotide receptor activity.
CCAAGAGAGAACAAGCAAGAAGAACUGGGCUUCCCAUCAUCCAAAACAUAUAUUAAAGCUGUGUCCCUUCUUUUCAAUUCAUACUAAACAGCAUGAUGGACCCAUCUAUUUUAAGCUGACGCAGAGAGCCAUGAACGCUACUUUCCUUCAACUCAACAAUGGCUCCCUCAACUCCACUGACCGCUGCCCCAGAGACAACCGGAUUACUCACUUGAUCUUCCCAGCCCUUUACACCACAGUGUUCUUUGCCGGGAUGUUUCUGAAUAGCAUGGCUUUGUGGGUUUUCUUUAAGAUUCCCAGCUCGUCCACUUUCAUAGUCUACCUUAAAAACACCCUGGUGGCUGAUUUGAUAAUGACUUUGAUGCUACCUUUCAAAAUUCUCUCGGAUGCAAAUCUUGGACCCUGGCAAAUCCGAGCUUUUGUGUGCCGUUUCUCGGCAGUGAUCUUCUACGAGACCAUGUACAUUGGCAUCAUCUUACUCGGACUCAUUGCCUUUGACCGCUUCCUCAAGAUUACCCGGCCCUUUGGGAAAUUUUGCGUGCAGAAGCCCAUUUUCGCUCAAAUUCUUUCCAUGCUGGUCUGGUUAUUCUUGUUCUUCCUUUCUUUGCCCAAUAUGAUCUUAUCUAACAAGGAAGCCACACCACAAUCUGUAAAAAAGUGUGCUUCCCUAAAGGGCCCCUGGGGCCUUAAGUGGCACAAAGUCGUCAAUUACGUGUGUCAGUUUAUCUUCUGGACUGUUUUUUCUUUAAUGCUUCUGUUUUAUGCAGUGAUUGCCAAGAAGGUGUAUGAGUCUUUCAGAAAAUCCAAAAGCAAAGACACCCAAAGCAACAAAAAUCUAGAAGGCAAAGUCUUCGUUGUUGUGGCUGUAUUCUUUGUGUGCUUUGCCCCUUUCCAUUUCGCAAGAGUCCCCUACACUCAGAGCCAGACCAACAACAGCAAGACAGACUGUGCUGUGCAAAACCAGCUGUACCUAGCCAAGGAAGCCACUCUCUUCUUGGCCACUACCAACAUCUGCAUGGAUCCUCUGAUCUACAUCUUCUUAUGUAAGAAAUUCACAGAGAGGCUGCCCUGUGUGAGGAAAAUGCAAAGGACGAACCAAGAAAACCACAGCAGUCAAACUGAUAACAUAACUUUAAGUGGACAGGUUUUGUGAGUAACCCCCAUUAAGCGUGUGGGCUUGGAAGAGAUGUUGUUUUGCCUACUUUGGUUGGGGAAAGGGAAUCUGAGCACUAAAAGAAAGGGUUGGAGAGUGGUGGGAGAAGGGAAUGAUAUGACUGGAAUGUCCGUGUUAUGGGAUUACUUGUUUUUCAUGCAUGUUGCAGAGAAAGGGCAAAGUUAAAUUUAAUUUCUGAAUGCGACAUGGGAAGAAACAGUGAUUUAAAUGAAAAGGAAUUGUUCAUUAGACUUGGGAAAGAAGAAAAGUUACUCCAUCUGAGAAAGGGGCUGAUUUAUAUGAAAAGAUCUAGUUUUUUUAAGAGGACAAUUUACCACUAGAGAUGACUUCCAAUUUAAAAUAAAACAACACCUUUAAAAUGUUGGAGUGGGGGGCUAGUUUGCUACUUUGUUGAGAUGUAUGCCCCUAGAAUGAAUAACUUGUUUUCUCUAAAACUUUGAAAUUCCCUUGGGGUAUUACUUCUCAUUAGUGGCACUUCUGGUGAAUCCAUAUGGACCAAUGACUCUAUUUCUUAUCUAAAGUCAGUUCUACUUCUCCCUGUGUCUGCCAGAGUCCAGUGGUAUAAUCAUUUCUCUAAAAGCUCUUUACUCCAGUUCUUUAACAAACAUACGUGCUGUCCCCAUAACUGAAUGCCUGCCCCAAUUUUCCUAGUUGUUAAGUGUCUCUUUCCCCAACUCCUCCUCCAGUGACACACACUACCCUGGAGGCCUUGGAUAAAUCACUUAACCACUUUGGGUCUAGCUUACUUCAGUUAUAAAAUAGAGGAGAUGGCGUUGGUGACUCCCAAAAUCCCUUGCAUGUCUAGACCUAUGACCUUACGAUCUGGUUUAUAAAUCCUUAUCUGUGCACAUAUUUAUUUUCCCUCUAUUAGACCGUAAUCUCCUUGAGGGCAGGAGCAGUUGCUUUGUCAUCUUUCUAUCCCUAACCUCUAGUACUUUGCAUGGAUGGAACUGAAAUUUUUGAAGAGACCAAAUCCUUUAUUACUAUUGGAAUUCACAAAGUGGGGAAAUUCUAGAUCAUGGAAUUUUAGUCUCAUAGAGGACUUUAGAGAUAAUUUAGUCCAACCCUGUCAUUUUGUAGAUGAGGGAAACUGAGGCACCAUGAGGUUAAGGGACUUAUCCAAGGUUACACAGCCAAUAUGUAGAAGAUUUAGGACUUGGAAUUCAGAUUCAAAAUUCAAAGCUCUUUCCACUACUCCAUGGUACUUAUUUUAUGUUUGCUUUAAAAAAAAUAGAAAAAUGCCAAUGGGCUCUGCUAGAAGCCAACUUCUUAAUAGUGACAUAGGGAUAGUGAGAAAGAAGUUUGUUAGAUAGGCCAUUCCCAACAUCCAUGUCUCUAAUGGAUUAUCUAAACUAACCUCUGCUUCUUAGCAUCCCCAACUCACUUGAAAGCUCCAUUCAGAUUUUACCUCCUACAGGAAGCCAUCUGAUUGCACCUCCCACCCCAAUUGUUAGCAUUCUCUCCUUCUUCAAAUGACCAUCCGUGGUGCUCUUGUUAUUGUUCAAUUCUGUCUGAGUCUUCUUGACCCCAUUUGGGGUUUUCUUGACAAAGACACUAGAGUGGUUUGCCAUUUCCUUCUCUAGCUCAUUUGACAGAUGAGGAAACUGAGGCAAACAGGGCUGUGACUUGCCCAGGGUCUCACAACUAGUAAGUGUCUGGGGCUGGAUUUGAACUGAAGAAGAUGAGUUUUCCUGACUCCAGAUCUUUGCAUGCUGUAUUCUUUGCACUCUCCCUCCCUCCCCACCUCCCAACUCCCCAGAGAUUGUAAACUCCUUAAGGUCAGGAACUGCUUUUCAUUUUUCCUUUUGUAUCUCCAGAACCUAGUGUAAUAAUGUGUAUAUAAUAUUGCUUAAUAAAGGAUUGCUGA